Acromyrmex echinatior (Panamanian leafcutter ant) is the source of this 2172-nucleotide messenger RNA. Its product is annotated as Transcriptional-regulating factor 1. The record is from RefSeq and is a predicted model, not a curated record. Gene Ontology annotation, biological process: negative regulation of DNA-templated transcription; regulation of transcription by RNA polymerase II. Gene Ontology annotation, cellular component: transcription regulator complex; histone deacetylase complex. NCBI's taxonomy places the organism in Eukaryota, Metazoa, Arthropoda, Insecta, Hymenoptera, Formicidae. Gene Ontology annotation, molecular function: transcription corepressor activity.
GUUUCCACUGGUCUCGUCAGUCGUUCUCGCUCGUUCUCCCUCGACGGUUCGUCGACUGGCCGUGCGACGGCGCUUGCGACAUCCACGAGAACGUCGCGUCGUCCUCUCUCUCUCUCUCUCUCCGUCGUCGGUGGUGGCGAAUCGUGCGCGACGGAAGAGGGUCCUCUCGCGUGCCGGUUGUUGUGUCGUCGUCGACGUACUCGUCGCCGUCAUCGUUGUCGUCAUCAUAUUCGUUAUCGUGCUUCGGCGUCGAUCUCGUCGCGUGCGCAGUGCUCCCGUCUGGUGAGAAUUGGCUCUCGGCCGUGCCGCUGGUUGGUUCGCGCCACGCGAAACUCGAGAGCGAUGGAAAUUCGUACGCGCGUGUCACGUCGCGGUGGUUGUUGCACCGUCGUUAAUCACCGAACGUGGCGCCAUAACGGGGCGCGUUCACCCGCGAUUAGAGUGUGAGAGAGUAGAGGAGUCGAUCGGAGGAUCGCGACCUCCAUCGAUCGGUGAUUCAAGCACAUCGCCGGCUGUUAUUUCUCGAGAGGAGCCAGUGCCGAAGCUGUGUUCGCGCGCGAUUCCUGUCGCUCCUCUUCGCGAUUGUGCUGUGCCGCAGCUCGUGUCGUAACGGGAGAAGCAGGAGGGAAGGAGGAUCGUCAGAAGUGAAGAAAGAUCGUUGUGACGAAGGAAGAUGAUAGUGACAGCGGGCUAGUGGACACAGAUCCAGGUCGAGUUAGCAGCAUGACAGCCAUUAACUCGGGUCCGGUCGGAGAGGUAGGCGGCGUGAGGCUGCCACUGCAGUCACUACAUGGAUACGGAUCUGUGUUCAUGUACUCGGCGUCGACGAGUCCCGGGGGUGGAGGUGGCCAGAGUAGCGGAGGCGGGGGUGAAGUCACUCUCCGCCUCCGCGAACCCGAGGACAUUCCCGAAGAGGUCCUCGCCCGCCUCGAGGACACCGCCACCCUCUCUAUCUCUCUUCAAAGCGAUGCAGUCCUGAGGCUAGGGGCGGCUGGCGCAGGAAAUGGGAACUUAGAGUUGUUUGAUAGUGAGAGCGGGCCGGACCUCACGCUAUCACCUCAAACCUUCACGUCAACGGCGGAGGCCUUCAUCAAUGACAAUAGCGACAGUCUCGGGGUUCCAGGAGACAACGAUACCGGUAGCAGCGAGGAAUCGAGGGCCGGUGGCGGUGAUCCUGGGAAGCUGGGAGUGAAGAAAUCGAGACUGAAGGCCUCCUCGCCGAACAGGCAGGGACCACAGCAGUGUCAGAUCUGCGGGAAGGUGUUCAACAAUGCAUCGGCGCUUACGAAGCACAAACUGACGCAUAGCGACGAGAGGAAAUACGUGUGCACGAUGUGCGGCAAGGCGUUUAAACGGCAGGAUCAUUUGAAUGGACACAUGCUGACACAUCGAAAUAAAAAGCCGUACGAGUGCAAAGCCGAAGGAUGCGGCAAGUCUUAUUGCGACGCGAGGAGCCUGAGGAGGCACACGGAGAAUCAUCAUGCCGGCAGCAAAAUCAAUGACAUCAUCGGUCCUUGCAGCCCCACGACCGGACCUCAUACGCCGAAUACCCCCGGAAGCAAUCCCAGCACACCAAGCACACCUGGUGCAACCUCUACAACGAAUGGUCACGGGCACGCGGCCUUGAAGCAGCUUCUUUCCACCGAACCCGCGCAAACGCAACAGCAAAAGAGCGCCACGUCUCCCGGUGCCAGUAACGAUGGCCUCACGAAACAACAGCUGGAGCUCAUCCAGCAGAUCAUGCAGCAAACGCAACAGCAGACAACCACGCAACAGCAGCAGCAACAGCAACGGACCGCGACUCCCUCGGCAUCGGUAGCCACACAAAUACAAAAGACACAAAAACCGUCCAUCAAAUCCACCGCGUCGUCCGGCAAUAUUUCCAACAAUUCCGCAAGCGGAAACGCGACCAACAGUGCGAGAUCGAGUCCGAAACCGAAGAUGUGGAAUCAUUCGCAUGGCCCUUCUUCCGCAUUAGGCAGCGGAAGUAUUACCGAGCGCACCCAAGAUCCCGUGCACAUGGCUCGUUGGAACUCGCCGCGGUAAUCUUUUGUGCGGCGAAUACACCGCAAAUCGCAUUACGUAUCACGACCAGGACGGAUACCAUCCCGGUACUCGUAAUCUCGUCGACGAGGACUCGUCGAAUAUUAUACGGAAACGCGAAACAGCGAG